UACACUUCUUGCAUAUAAACAGUGAACAUCACAACGGAAAGGACUUAUUCUUCCCUCUUUUGGAGUAAUUCCGCUGCCGGUCAGAGCCUGACUUGGUUUGCCAGGAAAGGAGGAGUCAUCUUCUGCAGGUAAUUCCACUGCUUCCAGAUGUGUGGCUUGCUCUCAAGGAUUGCUUGUUGGCUCGGUCCUGACCCAAAAGGCCAAGAGAGCUCCGAGUGUGGCUGCAAAUCCAGAGGCUGCAGCUAGGGCUCCCUCGGCCUCCGUGUGAACUCCAGCCACGGACUCUGCCCGGCUGAAGGCCCUCGGAUGCCUCCGUCCGGUUCUGGGCAUGCCCCUCUGGGUUUCAUGCCAAGAUUUAAGAAGAUACGUUUCCCUUGCUGAAGAAAAGGAAGUAGCACGAGACAACGCAAUGGCUUCAGUGGAAUGAUCUGGGCUUGGCGUCAAUGGAGGUGAAUCCUAGGAGCAUCGGCUCUUGUCACAGAAGCCCGCCUCGGGGUCAUGUAUGUCUCCGCCUCUUUCCAUGCCAUGCAAAGAAGACGUCUCUAAGUUCCCUGCAGUUUGACACUGGAAAUUGAUGCUCCAGGAAAGAAAGCCAAGGUUCCUCUUGGCAUCCAUGCCCUGGGAGGCGGCCUGAUCCCCUCAACGAUGCUUCUGCUGUCUCUCUGUUCAGGACAGCUAGUUUCCUCCAGGAGCAGAAUCGCAUGCCUGCCUCCCUUGACAAACAGCCUGCCGGCUGGCUCUAUCGCUGGAUGAGGUGCUUAAUAACUAGCCUAGUUCAUUGUUUAUCUAAGUUGCGAUGAUCAUCGCAAUGAAAUAAUAUUUUCACUGCCGGGGAAGCACUGGGAAACGCUCCUAAGUAGAAUCCACGGGCUGGGAAUGGCCGACAAAGCAUCCCACCCGAAGAGGAGAGGACCGCUCCAUCUGGACUGGCAUUUCUUGGUGUCCGAAAUGCCAUCAUUAGACGCUACUCCAAAGACAUAAGGGCAUGUGCCUGGGAGAAGCGCAUGGUCCCAACCCUUGUAUCUGAGGCUCAAUGGCCCAGCAAAAUAUGACAGUGAGGCCCGUGCUCCUGAAGCGAAACAGCCUGGAGUCAGUGGAGUUCAUGAAGCAGCCGCACCACCGCAGGAGCAAAUCCCAGCAGGUGCGCUUCAAGGAAGAUGGCGCCAGUAAGAAUCCCAGCGGCCAAGGUGAGGACGAUGCCCAGCCUUCUGAAGAUUCAGUGGUGAUGGGCAAGACCCAACCAGCUCGGCACCAUCACCUCCCCACCUGCUCGCUCUCCUUCCCCAGGUCCCAGAAGGCCGGGGGCUUUCGGAACAUCGCGAUCCAAACCUCCCCCAGUCUCAGGAAGCAUUUCCCGGUUUUCAAAAGGAAGAAACUCACAGCCAGCAAGUCUCUGGUGGAAAUGCCAACAGCAACCCAAAGUGCCAUCCAGGUCAACGGCAACCUCUCUGAGCAAGACAUUGUGUCUUCUGACCUCGCCUACUUAAGGCUGGCCCAGCAUCUUGACGAUGGGCCUCGGAGGGUCAAGUUGUCCCAUCCAUUUCUCCCAAGGGUGUCCAAGGUACAAAGCAACGGGCCUAUUAGCAUCUGCUUGGAAGAAGGGACUGGCAGGGGCUCGGAAAAAGUGACGGCUGCCAUCCAGGUCCCAGACGAUAUUUAUCACAGCCCUUCCUGGGAAGCUCGAGGGGUCCCUUUCAGCCCAGACAGGCUGGCAGACAUCAGUAAUGCCAUACACCCCGUGGUUGAAAUGUGUCCCGGUGAUGGGAGGAGUGUGCUGCCAUCAGAUUCAGAGACACUCCCCUCCUGCUUAAAUGCCACCAGCGGUGCCAACCACAUGCCAGGCACAGGUCAAUGUCAACCCGAAUUGCUUUUGCCCAAAGACAACCUCGAUGACAAAGACCUUGGCCCCCUUUCAUCCCAGUCCAAGGAAAGGUAUAUCCCCUCCCCUCUACGGACUCACAGAUCCCCCUUGCUGGGCACCCACAGCCAGCCAGCCCAUCCAGGCAGAACUUCCGACUGUCUUUCCCCGAGUAAAGAUCACCAGGACCCAGUGUUGCUCAGAGCGGUCAGUGGGACACGAUCUGCACCCACGAGUCAGGAGGAGAUGGCGGAUCGGUCAACACAGUCAGAUACGCCGGACUUUCCAGACUGCUCAGGAAGUGACCCCACCCCACGCGCUCUGCCAAGGAAUGAAACAAAACUCCCGACCCAGCAAGAGAUGAGUGGGAUGAACCGAAUUCACCUGGCCAGGGGCGAACUCUGCGACCUGCAGGGCAGGCUCCAGUCUGUGGAGGAAUCCCUGCACUCCAACCAAGAGAAAAUCAAAGUCCUGUUGAAUGUAAUCCAAGACUUGGAAAAAGCUCGGGCUCUCACGGAAGGGCGCAACUUUUAUCGAACUGGACAAGAUCUCAACAAUUGCAGUACCUGCCAGAACACGGCGUGCAUCAUAUACAGUGUAGAGUAUGAUUUCCGGCAGCAGGAAGGCAGGUUCCAUGAAGUUCUACAGAGCCUGGAGGAAGUGGAACCUGCUGAGGAGGCCUCUCCCCCACCCAAGGCCCCCGCAGAAGCCGCAGCCCCAGAGAAGCAGGACUUGCGGCGGAAAACCAAGAAGGUGAAGAAGAAGUGUUUCUGGUGGAUCUGAGCCAGUUCCAACCGUGCCCUCUGCCCUCUCCAGAGGGCCUCUCUGAUUGGUGAAGCCACUGUCUUCAGGCCUUCUCGGAUUCCUGGCAAAGGCUCAGGUGACCGAGCCGCUGGACCUUGCAAACCAGGAAAGCCUUGUGGCUGGCGUGGCCACCGCGGAAGACCUGACACCGGCCUUCCCUGAGUGGGUGGCACUGCUCGCUAAGGACUUCACGGGCAUGAGAGGGACCGAGUUCCCCAUCACACUUGGUUUGCAAGUCCAGAGUCCCACCUUGAGCAAAAUCAGCCACUGCGCUGCAGCUCCACAAUGCUGCGUCCUUGCCUCCCCGCCUAGGUCCAUCCACCCGAAAGACAACCCAUGUGGUGAGCAGAGCAGGACCUGAGGGGAGGAGUGUAGCAGGACCCAGGCAAAGGAGAGAAAUAGACAAGCUGGUCGGUGCCUCAGAUAUCCACACACCUAAGCACAACAGCAGUGGGCCGGGCAUCAGACUGCGAGGUCACGCUGGUGUGUUGCGGCCUUUGACCUUUGUAACUAGGCCCUUGAUCCCGGAUCGAGGGCUUGUCAUCUCACGCUGUGGGGCCUUGCUGCCUGCCCCGACGUCACGUCACCCCGUGGUAUAAAGGGUUGCUGGUGUGGCUGUCUUGCAUGGUUUACACCAGUAAGGACUGUGGUUGCAAGUCCAAGAAGGUCUCUGUACUUGCCGCUGCUCCAGUGCCCACCUGGACCGCCAUGCCCCUCUGCCUGGGCCCCAGACUACCUGGCAGCAGGGUGUAAGCUGGUCCCGGCUUGAACUUUCAGAUUCCAUCAUUAGCUUACCUGUCACAUAGACGAUCAUGAGGUCCAGCAGCCUGCUUAUCAAUUACAUCCAAUCAAUAUAAUAAAUAAGGCUGGGGGAGGGGAAACACAAUGUCGGCUCUCAUCAUUUCAUUCCAUGCAUCCCCUGCAGCAGCCUUGUUAUGUAGAUAGGCUCACGCAUAUAUUAACCAUACUGUCUCCCUUCCUGGUGACUAAAUUACAGUCACCUGAUUGAAGCAGCAGCAGCAGGACUGGGGAUAAGAAUAUAUAUACAUAUAUAUGCUUUUUCUUCAAUUUUAGUAUUAAAGGCCUUUAUUUCCCAAAGUCUGAAUUCUUUCCAGGUCUGGCUCAUUCUUUGGACAAGAUCCCAUCCAGAAGCAGCGGGGCCCAGUUAAACUUGCGUGGCUGAACAAACUACUAAAGUGAUAUCAUUAAGUACCUGCAACAUACUCUUAGGAAUCAGGAAGAGGACGGCAAGGUUCAGGUGCUGCCUCUCAGUAAAGUAGAUUCUCUACUAGCCGUGGCUGGAUGGACGCUACUAGCCCAGGGCCCCUUGCAGCUAAGCGUGCAUUAAAUGAUGAAGGCAUUUUCAGAACCCCGUUUUCGGAAGCCUGAGCAUCUGUGCUCGGCUCUUGGCAGAGUGCAGCUUCCUGCGUGUACGUAGGAUGUGCGCUAACCCACCGCAAACGGGGACUAAUUGAGCAAACCACUCCAACCGUUUCUCCUUCCCCUGUCACAGUGCUGCAGUGCACAAAGCUAUUUCAGCAGGAGCAGGAGGGAGGCUUGGCAAGGAAUCUCAGCGUGCACUAUUUAAGUCUUGGAAUGUCACUCAAGAUGUUCUUGUUCUGUUUCCAGUGUAAUGUUUAAACCCACAAAAUGAGACCGGAAUACAUAACGUCAAGUUUGAAUUAAGAUAAAUAUACCUGUCAUCUUUGGGAAGCCCCCACUUCAGUAAGAUGUGCUACCACUGGCUACAAGCCACCCAUCCUCCUUUCUGUAGCCUACAAUCCACUCUCAGCUGGUCCCAGUGAUGGAAAAGGAUCGGCCCAGAGGAUAAUCCAAUAAAGCAGAUCACUGGGGAUCUCUUAUGUAAUUUCAUCUUUGAGUAGAGCUUCCAUCUUAAUUUGCUUUGUGUAUGCUCAUUUCCGAGUGAAUCUAUGUUCUCCAGUGGCAUGCUAGAACAAAAAUAAUCGUGUUCCCAGAAUUAAGAGACCCAAGCAAAGGAGUAGUCGGUGUGCUGCACGAUAACCUAGGGCAACUUGUGUUUGUGCACUCUCAAAGGGAGUAAGAACCCCUCCCCCUUCCUAGAGCACCUUAGAACAGGCAACAGACUCAGCAGAACAGAGCUUAACUGAAGCAUUUACCUCAGUUAGCCUGGAGUGCUGAAGAGAUGGCUGAGCUCAAGGGCUGAGCUCAAGGGCAGGCCAAUCCACCUUAGAACAUUAAGAAGCUUGUGUGUGUUCAGUUGGGAGCCUCAGAAAAACCCUCAAUGGAGUGAAAUAAAAUCGAGAUUUGGGAAAAAAAGAGAUAGACAGAGAUCUAGAAAUAGAGUCAAACAAGGCUGAUUCUACAUCCAAGCACAACACAGCAUUGCUGAGGGCCACAGACUGGAAGCUGGGGGACAGUUAUCAUUUAAAUAUGGAACAUUUUAAAUUCAUUGGGGUGGGGGAAGGGAAAGAUUUCAUACACACCUUCCUGCUAAGUGAAAAUGACAUCUCUGUUUAAAAACAUCACUCAGACAUAUACCAAAACUCUAUACUCACCCCUCAUGUGGAAAUUGCUUCUCUUUGUGAAAUACUAUGUAACAUCUGUCAUGAUGUUCGAUAGAAACUCUGCCCUUGGGGUUAAGUGGUUUUAUGGAGAGAGAUUAAUUUAGCAAGCCUUACGUUUAUCAAAUGGAAGGGGAGGGAGGCCAAUAAAUCCAUUUAAAUGGCAGGAGUUUAUGUAGCUGAUUCCUCUGUAGUUCAAACAUGACUGCGCACUCACGAUACUUGUAACAAUACCAGCUCAUCUAUAGAGCACCUUCUUAAAGAUGAUGUAUCAAUGUAAGGUUUUGUAAAUUUCUAAACUGUUUUAAAUGGGAUAUUAUCUUUUGCAAUAAACUUACAUAUUUUUCCUA
Messenger RNA from Echinops telfairi (small Madagascar hedgehog), 5555 nucleotides. RefSeq names its product inhibitory synaptic factor family member 2B (gene INSYN2B). The coding region runs from base 1034 to 2641 and encodes 535 amino acids. Gene Ontology annotation, biological process: inhibitory postsynaptic potential. The transcript has 4 exons. Lineage: Eukaryota; Metazoa; Chordata; Mammalia; Afrosoricida; Tenrecidae. The record is from RefSeq and is a predicted model, not a curated record. Gene Ontology annotation, cellular component: postsynaptic density.